Ipomoea nil (Japanese morning glory) is the source of this 1685-nucleotide messenger RNA. Its product is annotated as ferredoxin--NADP reductase, root-type isozyme, chloroplastic-like. The record is from RefSeq and is a predicted model, not a curated record. Gene Ontology annotation, molecular function: oxidoreductase activity. Lineage: Eukaryota; Viridiplantae; Streptophyta; Magnoliopsida; Solanales; Convolvulaceae. The transcript is spliced from 5 exons. The coding region runs from base 263 to 1393 and encodes 376 amino acids.
UCUGCUGCGAGACGCAAGACGUUUGGGAGGGGAGAAAAGGUGUUAAGAAGCAAUUAGCCGUCCUUUGCAACUCUCCAAGGGAUCAAACCUCACUUCCUCAACCAAAUUCCAAAUUGUUCUCUUCUUCCCUUUCCCCCCUUCUCCUUCUCAAAUCCCAAGCGGGAAAUAUAUAUAUAUAUAUUUCUAUUGUCUUUCAGCAUUUCCACUGCAAAUUUUCCUCACACAAGCCUUGAGACAGUAAAGCUGUGUAUCUGUUGCGAUCAUGGCUCAUUCUGCCGUCACUCAGGUCACUUUUGCUGUCCCUUUCAAUGCUGAUUCGUCCGUGCGAAAAUCCGUCUUUAAGGCUAACUUAGGUUUCAACAAUAAAUCAUGGACCGAUUUCCAACAUUUCAACUUGAAAACCUCAAAUGGAAAAUCCAGGAGAAACAAUUUUGUUUGCAUGUCUGUACAACAGGCUAGCAAACCUAAAGUGACUGUUUCACCUUUGUCUCUAGAAGAUGCAAAGGAACCUCCAUUGAAUCUGUACAAACCAAAGGAGCCAUACACUGCAACAAUUGUCUCUGUUGAGAGGCUUGUAGGCCCUAAAGCUCCUGGGGAGACCUGUCAUAUUGUGAUUGACCAUGGCGUCAAUCUUCCUUACUGGGAAGGUCAAAGCUAUGGUGUUAUUCCUCCUGGAGAAAACCCAAAGAAACCUGGUGCUCCCCACAAUGUUCGUCUAUAUUCAAUUGCAUCUACCAGAUAUGGAGAUUCCUUUGAUGGGAAAACAGCUAGUUUGUGUGUCAGACGUGCUGUCUACUAUGAUCCUGAGACAGGAAGAGAAGAUCCGUCAAAAAAGGGAGUUUGCAGCAAUUUCCUGUGCGAUUCAAAGCCUGGAGACAAAGUGAAGAUCACCGGUCCUUCUGGUAAGGUAAUGCUUCUGCCUGAAGAUAACCCAAAUGCUACACACAUUAUGAUUGCAACUGGUACUGGUGUGGCUCCCUACAGAGGGUACCUUCGUCGUAUGUUUAUGGAAUCUGUCCCAACAUUCAAGUUCAAUGGCCUUGCUUGGCUCUUCCUUGGGGUGGCCAACCAGGACAGUCUUCUGUAUGAUGAGGAGUUCACCAAAUAUCUCCAGGAUUAUCCAGAUAAUUUCAGGUACGAACGUGCUCUUAGCCGGGAGCAGAAGAACAAGAGCGGAGGCAAGAUGUAUGUUCAGGACAAAAUUGAGGAAUACAGUGAUGAGAUCUUCAAACUGCUGGAUGAAGGAGCGCACAUCUAUUUCUGUGGGCUGAAGGGAAUGAUGCCUGGAAUUCAGGAUACAUUGAAGCGGGUGGCGGAGGAAAGAGGGGAGAGCUGGGAGACGAAGCUUUCACAACUCAAAAAGAACAAACAGUGGCACGUUGAGGUCUACUGAUAGCAUUAUAGAUUUAGACAUUAGGCAGGCAGGGAAUUACAGCAUUGUUGUUCAGAUAAUUGUUUGUAUGAGUAUUGAUUCAAGAGAACUUGCAUGUUUGGUGUUAUUUGCUGGUGAAAAUGGAAGCUGCUUUAUUAGGUAGGUAUUGCAGAAUGAGAAGUAGAUUUUAGCCUGAAUAAUGUAAUCCUUUUCUACAGAUUGUUUCUGUGUAACUUCCAAAACCCUGUGGAAUUGGGAGUUGGCACUAUUGCUAAAUCCAGUCUGGGCUUCAUGUGUUUGUCAUGUUCAAUCA